AUGACUUUGAUGGGACUCGUACACUCUGGCAGCCGUAAACGAGCGGGCAGCCGAGCCUCCGCAGACGACGGCAGCAGAUCUGACCCCGACGAUGACACGCAAAUCAUGGAGCCCGAUCAGGGCAAUGUCCUGUCGCACAUCAUUUCCCAGCUGCGCCCUGGUGCCGACCUGAGCCGCGUCGUCCUUCCUACCUUUAUUCUUGAGCCGCGCAGUAUGCUCGAGAGAAUAACAAACUUCAUGUGCCACCCGGAAAUGCUCCUGCACAUCCCCACCAUAGACGAUGACGUCGAGCGCUUCGUUUCCGUGGUCAAGUUUUACCUUAGCGGUUGGCACAUUCGACCUCCCGGUGUCAAGAAGCCCCUCAACCCUAUCCUCGGCGAAAUCUUCUCCUGCUACUGGGACCUGCCCGACAACAAGAAGGCCUACUACAUCUCGGAGCAGACCUCGCACCACCCGCCCAAGUCGAGCUACUUUUACAUGGCGCCCGAGCACCACAUCCGCAUUGACGGCACCCUCAAGCCCCGCAGCAAGUUUCUCGGCAACUCAGCCGCCAGCAUGAUGGAGGGUGUUGCCUUUUUGAGCCUGCUCAACAGAGGCAAGGACAAGACCAAGGGCGAGAGAUACAUUGUUACGCAGCCCAACAUGUAUGCCCGCGGCAUCCUCUUUGGCAAGAUGAAGUACGAGCUCGGAGACCACAGCUUCGUUCGCUGCCCCGAACUCGACCUGACGGCCGAUCUCGACUUCAAGACCAAGGGCUGGGUCAGCGGCACCUACAAUGCCGUCGGCGGCGUCAUCAAGCGCGAGAGCACAGGCGAGGUGCUUUACGAGAUCUCCGGCAUGUGGCAUGAAGAAAUGUUCCUCAAAAAUCUUGCCACUGGCCAACGCGAAAUGUUCUUUGACGCCACACGCGCCAAGCCCAGCGACCCCCAAGCCCGACCGAUUCCCGAGCAAGAAGAGCGCGAAUCCCAAAGACUGUGGGAGGCCACGGCCAGGGCUGUCAAGGAGCGCAACCACGAGCUGGCCACGGACGAAAAGACCAAGAUUGAAGACCGCCAGCGCGAGGAGGCUGCCGCUCGCGCCCAAGAAAACAAGGACUGGCACCCGCGACUGUUCCGCGCCGUCAAGCCCUCUGCCGAAGACUCUGAGCAAGGCGAAGAGGGUCUGGAAUGGAUCAUUGACGCCCACAUUGAUGGUUCGGCCUCGCCCGAGGAACAAACACAGCAGGUUCUCGCCAUAUAUCCCGUCCUGCCCGGACAAAAAGCUGGAGAGGUAGCAGCCCUUCCUUCCAACGACGUGGCGCCGCCCCCGAGCGCCACUCAGCCGGUCGCCCAACCCCCCGCGCAGCCCGGCGCUCAACCCUCGGCUGGAAACGACCUGAUUGAUUUCGGCGGCAACGACGCGGCAGCGCAACCGCCCGCUCAGACGCCCGCUCAACCGCCUGCGCAACCCGCUCAACCACCAGUCAAACCGGCUGAUGACGUCGAGAACAUGCUAAAGCAGACGGGAAAGCCCGGCGAGGGAUCGCUGAUUGAUCUGUAA
Molecule: messenger RNA, 1539 nt
Organism: Akanthomyces muscarius
Lineage: Eukaryota; Fungi; Ascomycota; Sordariomycetes; Hypocreales; Cordycipitaceae
Exons: 8
Coding region: 1-1539 (512 amino acids)
Cellular component (GO): cortical endoplasmic reticulum; cytosol; intracellular membrane-bounded organelle
Molecular function (GO): sterol binding
Source: RefSeq, a predicted model, not a curated record